Messenger RNA from Bombus pascuorum, 11688 nucleotides. RefSeq lists its product as uncharacterized. The transcript is spliced from 8 exons. Gene Ontology annotation, molecular function: zinc ion binding; RNA polymerase II cis-regulatory region sequence-specific DNA binding; DNA-binding transcription factor activity, RNA polymerase II-specific. Bases 16 to 4683 code for a protein of 1555 amino acids. Gene Ontology annotation, cellular component: nucleus. Gene Ontology annotation, biological process: regulation of transcription by RNA polymerase II. NCBI's taxonomy places the organism in Eukaryota, Metazoa, Arthropoda, Insecta, Hymenoptera, Apidae. The record is from RefSeq and is a predicted model, not a curated record.
CGAAACGGCGUUGCCAUGACGACAGAGACUCACACUGUGGCGAUGACAGACCCACAGUUAGCAAACAACAACAACAAUAACAACACCAAUAACAACAACAACAACAACAAUAACAAUAACGAUGGCGAGCCGAAAUACUUGCACAAGAAGUUCAAGAAGAUGGCGACGACCGAGGUUACGCCGCAAGUGGAGCCCAAGGAGGACGCCGUGGUCAGCAACGGUUCUCCAGAGACAACUAAAAGGAAGGAGUCGGCCAAGGACUCCAGAGAGUCGCCGAAAGAUCCGAUCAAGAUCGAGAUCUCUGCGGAACCCGCGGACGGAGAACCGACCGAAUCGAGGAAAAACGGCUACGUGUGUCCUUAUUGCAGGCUGUCGUGCGCGAAACCGAGCGUCCUGCAAAAGCACAUCCGAGCUCACACCAACGAGAGACCGUAUCCUUGCGUUCCUUGCGGAUUCGCGUUCAAGACCAAGUCAAAUCUCUACAAGCACUGCAGAUCCCGUGCUCACGCCCUUAAGAUGGAGGGUGGUGAUGCCAGCAAGGUAUCGGAGGACUCGGACAUAAGCUUGUCCGACAGUGCGAGCAACGGAACCGGUACACCGCCACCCCCUCCGUCAUCGACGCCCACGACGACUUCAGUUAGUGUAAAAACGAUUAAAACGGGGAAAAUCUACAAGCCAAAAUUUCACACGGCCCUCCAGUGUGUCAACAACGAUAUCGAAACGUCUUCCCUUUCCUCCAUUUCUUCCACGAACAGUUCUUCCUCGACAGCCGCUACCACCACGCCAAAACCAAACCCGGAACAAGUACAGGAACAUAUUGAUAAAAUUAUUACGGACAAUCAAGCGAUCGUCGAUGCGGUAGAUCCGCGACUGCACAAACUGAUUCAAAGACAGCAAAGCCUCGUGGAAACGAAACAGUCUACCGAUCAGCCGUUGAAUCUCUCAUCCGCGGAGGAAUCUUCGAGAAAACGAUGUUACAGUGAGAGCUUUGUGCAAGAAAACAAAGAUUAUCCGAACGGUCCGGAAAGUUCGAUAAUCAAGGAUCUCCUACUGAAAAAUCAAAACUCGAGUCAAGAGGGAACGACGGAAUACGAGAGCUAUUUCUGCCCUUCCUGCAAUAUUCCUUACUCAAGUAUCGAUAAUCUCGAUGUUCAUCGUAAGUACUAUUGCAAAGGCAGCAUGAGUCCUCGAAGAGAUUAUCAGUUGGAAAUGGAGAAAAGAGAGUCGGAUUUUGAUUCCAAGUCUUCCGAAUAUUACAGCACCAUGCAACCCCUUCCCUCUCCCGGGCCUCUGUUGGGCAAUACGAGGCUCGUCGACGCGUACGCUCCACCCAUGAAGAAACAGAGAUCGGACCCAGUACCAACCACGUUACGAUCUCUCGAGGAGCUAAGCAAGUAUCCACGACCAAACUCGUUGCAAAUGUUCGGCGGGGAAGUCAGGAUAUUGGACAAUACCGGUGAAACGAAGACGAUGAGAAUCGAGCCGCGACAAACCAACUCUCCUACGAGCGAGCAGAUCGUGAGCAGCAAGUGCGUCACUUCGGAGACCGCUUCGAUCGUGGUUAGAUCGGGUCUUCACUCGGGAGGCACGAUGGUACACAAACCGCCGCGUACGGCGGUCAGCACGCCUAGUUCCUCCAUAUCUUUGCCCAACACUCCGAAAAUGUUGGCGCCGAUCAUACCGAACAUAUCAACCUCGAAUAUAGCACCCAACAUGUCGUGCUACAGUUAUCUAGAGCCGAACUUAAAUCCUCUGACCAGUAUCACUGCCUAUAACCCGCUGACUUUGCCUCAACCAGGAAUCACGAAUAUCCUUCACGGUGGUAAAGUUAUACCUUAUGUUCCUGGCAUGCCUGGACCACACACCCUGACGCCAGCCAUAGACAUAUCCACGAGUUUAGCCACCGAUGAAGCCGGAUACAAGGUGAUACCAGGAUUGCCUGGCCUCCACAUAGUCCCUCAACCCUUAGAUCUCGCCAGUCCGGUAAAAAUACAAACGCCAAGUACAAAUACCAACGCCACCAAGAUACAAACGCCAAUAGCUGGAAUUCCAGAGCCGAUGUCCAAUGGACACGUGUCGAUGAUAGGCCAGCCAUUGGAUCUCGCCAGCCCGGCAAAGGACCCCAAGCUCGGCUUCAAAACUCCUGGCAACGACGUCUUGAAGAUCGGGUUAACGAGCCCAAAAGUUCCUAGCGUUAACGAGACCUCGACGAGACUACGCCUCAAGUUCUUGAGGCCGACUUCGUUGCCACUAAAGCCAGGCACGUUCACGCCCAAGAAGCAUCAUGGUAUCACUCCUACGGCAAACACGCUUCCGCUCAUAAGCCCAGAAACCCCUCGGCCGAAGAAAUCCUACGGGCAGCUUUAUUUGAACGGUCACGCGUAUACAUAUCUUGGCCUGAAAUGUUCGACCAGAGUAUUUUACUGCACUCUGAAUAGACCACAGCCGAUGUAUGUGACACAGCAACAUGGCUUAUCUAUGUACUCGAAUUGGAAGAUAUGCAAAGAAGUACCAUCUGACGUUGAUAUGGCGCAUUAUGAUUCGAGGCACAGGCCGCUUAAUUAUACGACCGCCUGGAAAAAACAGGAGGACAUUUUAACGCAUUCCUCGGAAAGACCGACCACCCCAACUAGUUCCGAUAGCGGUUUGGAUAGCGAUAUGCAAGAAAAAGCGAAAAGGGUUAAAAUAUUCGACGGAGGAUUUGAAAGCAACGAGGACUAUACAUAUGUCAGGGGCAGAGGUCGAGGCCGAUACGUUUGCGAGGAAUGCGGCAUUCGUUGUAAAAAGCCAUCCAUGUUAAAGAAACAUAUCAGAACGCACACGGACGUAAGGCCGUACACGUGUAAACAUUGCGCUUUUAGCUUUAAAACCAAAGGCAACCUGACGAAACAUAUGAAGUCGAAAGCUCAUUACAAGAAGUGCGUCGAGCUCGGCGUUGUUCCGGUGCCUACGACGGUCUGUGAUGAAAACAUCGAUAAAGAAGCUAUCGCCCGGUUGGCUGCAGGUGGAAAUACCGAAGAAUCCUCGGAAGAAGAGGAAGAAAGCGAUGGAGAGGAGAGCGAAGAAUCCGGAAGCGAGGAGCAAGAAGCUGCACAGAGUUUGCUAAGUCUGUCGCAACGUAAUACAAACAGAUUUCCAGGGCUUCUACCGUCUGGAAGACCGACAACUUACCCUUAUACUCUAACUUUCCCAACGACCUCCAGGUCCGCGAACGUAUCAUCUGCCGCGAUAAGCAACAACGUCUGCUUGAGCAGCCAAACUGUCACCACGCAAGAAACUACUCUCGUUCGAAACGAAUUGUCCCAUCGAUACUAUUUCCCCUCGAGUCGAACCGCUCCGGAAGAAUCGAGGACGACCGUGAUUCAAUCAUCGAAAAAAGAAAGUUCCGACAUCGAGGUGAACGGGGUCGAUACCGACUCGCGAAAUACUUUGGCACAGCCUAUGGAUCUCACGACGAAACCAGCCCUACAACCGUUGCCCUCUUCCAUACCGCAAAGAGCCAAGCCAGCAGAUAUUUUAACUCCCGUUUCGGAACCGGUACUGUUACAAACGAUCGUUCAAACGAUGGAAAGACUACCGAUACAAGGAAGAGAGUGGAAACCGGAUGCCGAGGGGCAUAUGUUGCAAGCAUAUCUCACUGAACGACACGUUAUGGAUAGUAAAAUUAAACAACAAUACCGAGUAGGAAAUACGAAGAUGGAAAAGCAACCGAGAGAGAGGGAUAUUUACCCGGAACAAUCAUCUCCGAAAUCAAGAAACGCUGAAUUAGAGACUAGUCCAGUAACGACUUACAACGAUCCUAGCAAGAUACAAAUGACUAUGAUAGAUUCCAGGAUUAAGCACGUAUCGAAGCAUACCACUGAAGAUAUCAAGAUGGAAAUCAGAGAGAAAAUUUAUCAGAACAAUAUCGUCAUAGAUCGACGGUCGUUCGAUAUCGAAUCGAUUCACAGAGAAAAAGAAAUAGCAGAGAGCAUGAAACAUACGGUUGCGCGGAAAAUGGUUGUCGGGGGACCCGGUUUUAGAUCGCCCUCGCCUAACGCUGCAACCCUUAAACCACAAGCUGAGUUCUUGCAGCCCUCGAAUGGACCUGCACCUAAUUAUGUCAGUUACAGUGUGACUGAAGAUGGGAGAAGCGUCUGUGGAAUUUGUAACAAGGUGUUCAGCAAACCUAGUCAGUUACGGUUGCAUAUCAACAUUCAUUACUUCGAGAGACCAUUUAGAUGCGAAAGUUGCGCGGUUUCUUUUCGAACCAAGGGUCAUUUGACAAAGCACGAAAGAUCUGUUUCUCAUCACAAUAAGGUUAGUAUGACUUCCACGUUCGGAGCAGCGACCACCAGCAAUCCAAGGCCAUUUAAAUGUACAGACUGCAAAAUAGCAUUCAGAAUACAUGGUCACUUGGCGAAGCAUUUGCGUAGCAAAAUGCACAUUAUGAAAUUAGAAUGUUUAGGAAAAUUGCCCUUCGGAACAUACGCUGAGAUGGAAAGAUCUGGUGUCAAUUUGAAUGAUAUUGAUACUACCGACUGUGAUAAUAGUCUUUCUAGUCUUCAGAUGCUGGCUCAAAGACUUUGUGAAAAAGAUCCUACAAAAAUAGGUCAAUGGGAGUCUGAAACAAUUCCAAGUCAAGUGAUCAGCGGUGGCGAGACUUCGUCCGACGAGGGUGAGCCUAUUCUACAGCAUGCGUGAAAGUGACAACCGCGAAUAUGUAUCGAUCGUAUUAUGUGCCAAUUGCAAACGAAAAUCCAAAGUCCGGUGUCCACCUUGGGAAUUCUUAGUUUAAUCGACAGAAGCACGAGGACAGCGCGGAAGAAAGGCAGAAUUAACCUACGUUUUCCAUAGAGGAUACAAAGCCGGACGAAGAUAUACAAUCAUACAAGUGCCAAGUUUGCACAGUGUUUACUAUGAACGAAUUAUAAGAUCGAGUUACAUUGCUUUGUUGAACAUAAUAUCAAAUCAGAUUCUAGUACAAAUACCCAAGGGGAUAGGGGCUUGAACAUGCACAAGUGUAGAGAGAAAGAGAAUACUCAGAUAUGAAUUACAGACAAACUCGUAGUCAAGACAGAUCACAAUCGUAAUAGACAAACAAUCGAAGACACGUAUGUAGUGCCAAAAUAAUGCAGCGAACUAUAGACAAUCUGCGGUGAAAUUUCAAAGAAUUUGUUGCCGUAACAGAUAAAAUAUAGCUGUAAUAACAAAAUACCAUCACCUUUCGAAGGAAAUUUUUCAAAAGAGAUUUUCAUUAACCAAGUUAAUGGUGUUUGUUAUUGUGAUGAAACAUUGCAGUAAUCUUCUUCCAAGAUGCCAAAAUAAGCGAUUUAAUUACAUUAAAAAUAAAUUCUACAAUAUGGUAAUGUACAAUAAAAAAUUAUCGAAAAGAAAUUGCUAUUAUAAUGAAACUGAUUUAUCUAAUGUGUAUUUAUUUAAUGCGUCGAAGUAUACAGAGUACAAACAGAAUGGUACUAUAGUACAAAGAUAAAAGAGGGAAUUAUAUGGGAAAGGAUAAAUAGAAACCUGCUAUGAAAUUUCUAAUCCGAGACUUCGUUUUCAAGAAAAUUUAUUUUGGGAAUUCAUCGAACAUAGAUUGGGGUUAGUUAUUAUCCUAUUUCGUUACUAAUUACUUUAAAUGACACAAUUUUUUCGACUAUUUAGAUUUCAAUCAAAGACUUCGGAUCACUGACGAUACACAAUGAUGUAGUUUGGUAAUAUAAUUUGAAUUUUUGUACAAAUCCAGGGUUUUCUUUUUUUUUUUCUUUUUUUACCAAUAUUGCCAGAUAUUUAAGCUCGUGAUUUUUGCACAUGCACAUACAUAUACACGUAUAUGAAACAGAAACUGUAGAAGGAUUAAUUAUUCGUGUAUUCAAGCAAUUUCUAAAAUCAAUUAUGUCUCUUUUGUUUCUUCGUAACAUAUUCCUUAUUCUUUCAGUUUCAGUUAUACUACUGUCUCACUCUGUAUAAUAGACGCAUACCUUGCAAUAGAAAGCAGUUAAAUGCACGUUAAAAAUUAAUUGACUUCAGAAAUUGAAAGCAAAAAUAUUGAAUACUUGACAAUACAAUUUUGUUAUUUUUGAUGCUCUAAUAAACAAAAUUUGCUGUAUAGCCAAUCACAUCAUCAAAAGAGUGACUUUUUUAUGUUUUAAAGAUUUUUAUCGAUACUACUUCCUAAAAUAACAAUAUGUGUAUUUUUAAUUGUCUGUCCAACUAUCAAUAAGAAAAUCCUUUCUAAUUGAAUAUUAUAUACUUUCCUCAUUAGAGUUUGCUUUUUGUAUUAUUUGUCGUAAUAAGUAAAAAUAUUAAAAUAAAUAAUAUCUACUGGUCAGUGGAUAAGAAAUUUUCUGUACAUUUGUAUGAAAUAUGUGUGUAAAACUAUACAAUUUUUCUUUAUAGAUUUAAAUUAAAAUGUAGUAUUUUCAUUUUAAACAGAUAGCAUUAAUCAUUUUAUUUUGCUUCAGUCUUUUAAAAAUAAUUUUUUAAGCGUACACAAAUAACCAAGUCAUCUGUAUUUAACAUAGUUAUACGUGUAUGUACAUAAUAUAACAGUAAAUAUAUUGUACAGAUUUAUAAUCCAAUGUGUCAUACAAAAUGUACUGAAAAGUUAUUGAAGGUAUAAUGGUUUAUCUAAAUGCCAUUCCCAAAAAUGAAAGAAACAUUAAAUUGAUUUGAUUCCUUUUCUCUUUCAGAAAUAAAAAUUAUGUAACUAAACAUUAUAAAAAAAUUUGGGCUGCAUUACUAUCAUACUAUGAUAUUACUAUAUUUUUUAUUGGUAUUUGCUGGCAUAUUAAUAGUUACAAACUUCUACAUGUAAUAUUUCAUGUCAGAAAACUAAAUUUAGAUAAAGUAUUGUAUAUAUAUAAUUUAAAUUUAUAUUAAAAUAAGUGCACUUAUUAUAAAGCGGAUAAAAAAUUCCCAAUGGGUAACAAGUACAAGUAAAAUAAUAAUGUGCCAAAUAUUUAUAUAGAAACUUAUAAUAUUAUAAUUUCAAUAUAUCGUUUAAUUCUAUGAUUAGAAAAAUCUUUUCUCAGAUGGCAUAACAGAUAAACCAUUAAAAUUCUGUUUUAAAAUUUUGAUACAUACAUGAAGAUACAAUCACAGUGUAAAGCGGAUAUUCUAACUCAUUGAUAAUAAGAAAUGCAAGCCUAUGUUUAGUGAGCAUUGUUUAUAUUCUUAUAAUGGUUCACAUAACAGCUUUUUCAUUGUCACUCAUAUUUUUAAAAAAACUGAAGAACAUAUUUGGUAUUACUUACAAUAUUUAUAUAACAACAUGAAUAUUAUAUAUUAUGAUUACAUCUAAAAUCGAAUCAGAAUAAUACAAUGCAGAUGAAAGGAGAAUUAACUUUAAAACGUAAUUUUGAUUAAACAUUUCUUAUUCAAAACGUUUAUUUAAGUUUUUUUACGAACAUAUUUUAAUCUCUAUGAACUUUUCUUCUGAAAUAGUUCUAAAUUUAGGGUAAAGCUAUUUUCAUUAUUUGUUACGAAGUUUAUAGAAUGAAAAAUAGUUGAGCCGAAUUAUUUAAACCAUAAUAUUUACAAUUUUGAAAUUUGCUAAAUGUGUAUCUCAUAGUAUGAGAUCUCUUAACACUGUUUCCUUUUAUUCAUUCAAACACUGAUAUAAAUUCAUUAUUUUAUGAAGCCUUGUUUGUUUAUUUGUCUUCUUUCUUUGAGCUUUAUAUUCACUUAUCAAUUGAAUAAUUUAGUAUAUUAUUUUAGCAUAUUUUUAUAUAACUGUGUUAGAUACGUAUAAAACAAAUGACAUGCAUCUAUAUAGAAACAAAAAUUUAUUCAUUUUUAUUUACAUAUUAUAUUUAUUCUUUCAGUUUAUGUUCUAAGAUUACUUAUGUACGUACGAAAUAUUUCUGAUUUGUUUUAUAUGUACAAAACUCCUGCUUUCAUUUUGCUUUUUAAUCCUAACGUAUCCUAAAAACAUGACAUAUUUCUAAACAAUAAUAUGAUACAAUUCUGAUUGUACACUACAACCUCAGACAACAUCAAUUUAUAGUUUUUUUCUUCGUAUAUUUUUUACAGAAUUCUUAAUGUGACAUAAUUUACAAUAUAAUAUAUAUUUCACUCUUUAUUAUGUGUUUAAUGAGUGUUUGAAAGUAAAUGUUAACUAUAAUAAGAAACUCAAAUAAAUAGAAUAUCAUCAUAUAUAGUGCUCAUUUUGUAUACUUGUAUGGAUCACAUAACACCACUAAUAAUAAGAGCCCAGACUGAAAAACUCCUAUUUAUUUUAAAGUAGAAAAUUAUAAUUUACAUCAUUCGUAAAAAUAGUAGUAAUUUAUUACUAAAAAGUUAUCCUUCUUAAUUAUUAUAUCUUAAAACCAAAACAUAAGUUAGAAAUUCUGGUUUAAAUCUCUAUAAAGUUUCCUUCGACUGGUGAUGGUGAGUAAACCUGUAAAAGUAUAGUUCUUAUCUAGUAAAAGAUAUAAUAUUUAUAUACAGUAGUAUUGUAUCAGCAUGAGGUGCAAUGGACUGGUAUGUGAUUCUGUAUGUAAAGUGCAACUGUUGCGUUCAACAUUGAAGAGUAUUCUAAUAUUAAAAAUUAAUAUUAUAUCUAAUUAUUGAUAGAUGAAUCAUAUAUAUAUAUACAUAUACAUAUAUUUAUAUGAUAGUAGUAUGAUCAAUUAUGAGAAUUAUUGUUGAUAUAAGAGAUGUGUUUGUAUAUAUUUAUGUAUAAUAUAAUGAAAUCCUAUUAUAGUCUUCACUGUAUGUAAUUGUAAGAAAUUUAUAAUUGGGAACAGAAUCGGUUAUUCGGAUUACCAGCAAAUUAUAAUUUUAACGAUCUUCAUUUAUAGAUGUCUUUUAUCCUUCUAUUAUUUCUGAGAUUUAUAAAUAUUCUGUACCUUUAAAACAGAGUUAGGUAAAACAUUUUAACUUUUCUCAUAAAUACAUAUUUAUCAUCAUAAUUAUGUUCCAAGCUUUUAUUUGAAAUCAUUUUUUAUUACGAUUAAUUAUUUGUAACAAAAAUAUAUUUAUUGAUUUUAUUCAAUUUUCAUAGUUGCAGACAUAUAUUUCUAUUAAAAUUCUUGUUAAAUAUUCAUAUAAUGCUAAGCGAAUAAUAUACAUGUAUCAGUAUAAACAAAAAUUAAAUGUUUUCAGCUUAUGUUAACAUCGUAAGAACUGAAGUUUAAAAUGAUAAAUUGAAUAGUACAAUAAAACACUUAAAAUAAAAAAUAAAAGAUUAAUUUGAACUUUAAAGGAAAUUAUACACAGACUUAUACACUUAAGUAAAGAUAUUUGAAUUGUCAAUUCAAUAAAUUUAAAUAUAAAGACUACAUAUGUGAAUGUUGAAAUUGUAACAAUUAUUGAUAUGAUAAUGAUUUGUGUAAUUUCUAACUCUGUUUAAUAGCUAGUAAAAUUAAUAUACAUAUUUUAAUAAGUUUGAUUGAAUUUAAUGAAAUGUUGCAGGCUAGAUCAUCAUUAUUGAACUCUGGGUAACCGAUUUUCUGAUUUUGCAUAAGAUAUUUAAAAAGUAACAUACCUUCCACGAGCGAUAGCUAUUCUAUCUUAUAACUAUUAACAUAAUAUGCAGAGCCCAGUUUUUAUUAACAUGUCACUCAAGCACGACUUGUCUUUCCUACUGCAUAAUCAGAUAUCGAUUAUCACAAUUUGUACCUAUGUGUGCUUGAGACAAUAGGAGACGAAUGACCGCACAAUCAUGUACAUUGAGGUCCAUUUGAAAUGUCGCCAAACAAUAUCAAUGUAGCAUAGAUCAAUAUAGCAUUUGGUGUAUAUCCAUUCUAAUGAAAACCGACUAAAUCAUGUAUGAAUUUCUAAAGCGUGCAUGUAUGUAUGUCCACAAUGCCAAGCCAACGAUGUUUAUAUUUUGGAAGAAAUAAUAUGAUAAACAAAAAAUAACUUUUGCAUUGAAAAUAAUAUUUGAUAAAAAAAUAUUAGAAGGAAGAUUUCAUCGAGAAAACAUAUUUUGGAAUGCAGCUGAAGCCAAAUUUCAUACAAUGUAAUAUUUAUCUCUAAACUAUCUCACAUGUGAUUACUAAGAUAGUUCUUUCAAAAUAUUAUUGUCAAUAUAUUUUCGAAAUAAUUGUUUUUUGUAAAAAUAUCGAGUAUUUUAAACAAGAAAAAGUCCUUUACAUAUCAAAUCCAUUAAUUUAGACCUAGGGAAUCAUAAAUAUCUAUACUUUUUAUCAUUUAUAUGCUGCACGAAAUAUGCUAAACAAAAAAAUUUGAUGUAAGAUAAGUAUUCUAUUCGGAAAGAACAUUAUAAAUAUGUUCAACAACAUAUUUUUUCUAAUGUUAUUUGAAAAUAUUUUUAGAUAAUUUAUAUAUAUAUUUAUGUAAAUCUAUUUUUUGUUAAUAUGCAAACAAAAAAUUUUUAUGAAUUUUAUAUGUGAGAGAAAUUCAAGUUUGCUAACGUGUUUAAUUAAAUACUUAUUACGUGAAAAAAUUGAUGUAAAUGUUACUUUAAAACAAUGUAGGAUAUGGAGUAUAGCAUACAACAAACAAAGAAUUUUAAAGUACUUAGUACAUGCAAUAUUCUUUAACAUGCACAAGGCAUUUAUCACUUAUAAUAACUAGUAUAUCGUUAAAGUUAUUAUAUCAGAAUAUUACAACAGAAAUUAACUAAUUUGUUUCAACAUGCACGCAAGCUAUUAUAUUAUUGUCUUAAAACUAUGUUUCCCGCAAAAUAAUAUAUAUUCCCGGUGAAAGGAUCAGAGUAAUAUAUUGCUUUAUAUUAAUGCAAUUACUUAUCAUAAAUUCCGAAGGGAAUGUAAUUUCAAGAAAACGUUUUGGAGAAAGUUCUUAAUAUCUUCUAAUAAUGAAAAAGUUCUAAAAAUCUUCCAAUUUUUGUAUCAUUAACAAGCAAGUAACGUUACUGUUACAUAAGAAGCUUACUAUAAAUGCUAAAACUUUUAUAAUAAUUGUAGUUUCCCUUUCUUUAAAAAUAAUAGUUGUAAAAUUUACUAAUCUAUAUACUAAAGAAUAAAUUGAUUCUGCGUAAUAUUCUGCUUAAUAACACUUUUUAGUUUAGUAAAACCCUGGAAAGAAGUGCUAUAAGUGAUAACAUGCUUUGACCUGUAUACUGUUACUAUAUGUAUAACUCUUGUAAGAAGUUGGCUUGGCUCCUUCCAAACUCAGUAUUAAAACAUGAUGAUAUUGAAAAAAGAACAAGCAGGAUCGAACCUACAAUUUGUGGAUUAUUUUUGACCAAAUUGUGUUUUACAAGGAAAUUCUUCCAAAAUUUAUUAUCUAUCACUUUAUUUAAAGAAUUUCUGACACAAUCUAUGUCUUUUUACAAAUGAUUGAAAUUUUAUAAUGGGUGUUGACAGUUGCAAACACUUGCAAACAGUUGGCAAACUAAUAUUUUAUAAACAUUUUUUUCCAUUACAUAAUCUAGCUAAAUUGUACUCAUAUGAAAACAUUCAUCGUACACUCUUGUAAUUAGUUCCUACAAUUAUAAUAUACUUAAAGUGUAAAAAAUUUGUUAGUGAAAUGAAAUUUUAAUCAAAGUUGAUCAAGCUUCUGUUGAUGAAUAUCAUAAUGCAAUGGGACUGCAUUAAGACUUCAUAAGAUAUACAUAUAUGUAUAAACAUAUAACAUCAGCUUUUAUGAAAUGUAAGAAUGCCAACAUUUUGCUAGUGUCGCUGUCAGUUUUCUUCCUGAUUCUGUGACUCUGUUGACCUACUGAUAAAAAAAUGUAAUUUAUUUAUUGUAAAUAAAAACAUAUAUUGCAUAAAA